This is a messenger RNA of Phytophthora sojae, 519 nucleotides long. RefSeq lists its product as hypothetical. Bases 1 to 519 code for a protein of 172 amino acids. The record is from RefSeq and is a predicted model, not a curated record. The transcript has a single exon. NCBI's taxonomy places the organism in Eukaryota, Oomycota, Peronosporomycetes, Peronosporales, Peronosporaceae.
AUGAGAGCGGCGGCGGCAUCCAUCGUCGUCCGUGAGAAGGCGAAAGAACUGAAGUUGACGAAAUUCAAGGGGCUUGACGACACGAUGCCCGUGAGCAUGUGGCUCAAGACGGUGCGUCAGGAGGUGCGUCGGCAGGCGGUCACCAUGGGCGUCGAGUGGAACGAGAAUCAGCUACACCACGAGGUCGCUCCGCACUUGGAGGGCGAGGCGAAGCGCUGGUUCGCGACCGUGAUGGAGUCGGUGCAGCCGGAAGAAGAGAGCAUCAACACGCUGGCAGCGAUGCUACGCGCGAAGUACAUGACGCAGCGGUCAGGCCCCGAGGUGGUCGACUUGCUGAACGCGCGUCGGCAGAUGAGAGGAGAGCGACUCGUUGACUACGCGCAGGCGCUGCGCGAGAUCGCCGAGCGUGGCGAGAUCGGCGACGACUGGCAGGCCAGCGCGUUCUUGAAAGGCAUGAGCAGCACGAAGGGGCGGCGCACGUGCGCGGACACCGGCCGAAGGCGCUGGACGAAGCGCUGA